UGCACUUGAAAUUGCCUUCGUGUCGCUGGCCGAAUAAAUUUGCAGAGUAGGUUAACUCAAAGUGAUUUUGUAUUUUGUUAAUUUAGUUACUAGUUGUUCAACUGGGAGAGUAAUUUAUAAGAUUUUUGUUUAAAAGACUUUCUUAUAUUAGCAUAAAAUAAAAGGAAAGUCAAAAUGGGUCUGUUACACGCCAUUGGUAUUAGGAUAAUGAAUUUUAUGGUGUUUUUCCUAAUCGUAAUUUUGUUGCCGGGUCUGCCACCGCGUACCACUUUUCCAUUCAAAGAAUUUCAUGUCGCACCUGCUAAAGAUCUGAAAGGCGCCUUAGAGCCUAACCAGCACUUAGAUGGUGCGGAACGCCUUCUCGAAGGGCGUGUCUACGGACCCGAAUGUCUUAUUGCACGUAAAAAUGAAGUUUAUACCGGCAUACAUGGUGGUGAGAUAAUUAAACUAACAGCCGAUCAUGUUACACACGUAGCAAAAAUUGGACAACCUUGUGAAGAAAUAUUUGAAGAGGCUCGCUGCGGCCGACCUUUGGGCCUUGCUUUCGAUACGCAAGGUAAUAAUUUGAUUGUGUCGGACGCAUACUACGGUAUCUGGCAGAUAGACCUCAAUACAAAUCAAAAGAAAUUGCUCAUAUCGCCACAGCAAGAAUUGCCGGGUAAAGAUAUUCAACGUAAAGCUAAACUUUUUAACACGGUUGCUGUAGAUCAGAAAGGUGAUAUUUACUGGACAGAUUCGAGUUCUGACUUCUUGUUGCUCGAUUUGGUAUACGAUUCUUUUGCUAAUCCAUCUGGCCGACUCUUCAAAUACGAUCGCGCUAACAAUGUGAGCAAAGUAUUACUGGACGAAUUAUUCUUUGCCAACGGCUUGGCCUUGAGCCCGGAUGAGGACUUUAUUGUUGUAGCCGAAACCGGUGCGAUGCGUUUGACCAAAUACUAUUUAAAGGGCGCCAAAGCUGGACAGAGUGAAGUCUUUGUAGAGGGUUUGCCUGGUUUGCCCGACAAUUUGACACCCGACGCCGAUGGCAUAUGGGUGCCGCUUGUUAUGGCCGCCGAUAGUGAACAUCCAAAUGGUUUCAAUAUCUUCGCCAAUUUCCCCAGUAUACGUUUAUUCUUGGCACGUCUGCUUAGCCUGUUCGAGUUGCCCUUCCGUCUAAUUAACAACGCCUUCCCGAAUAAGUUGGCUCAAAAGUUUAUACACUUCAUUGGACACGGUGAGAGUAUUUUGCUGCUGGCACCCAAACGUUCAACCAUUGUGCGCGUAGAUUGGAAUGGUAAUAUUGUGGGCUCAUUGCAUGGCACCGAUAAGUCGGCGGGCGCUGUUUCGCACGUUUUGGAAUUCAACGAACAUUUGUAUUUGGGUUCGCCGUUCAAUCGGUUUUUGGCGCGUGUGAAGUCACCGAGAGCCGGUCGUCAGCCAGAGGUGAAGGUGAAGAAUGUCAGGUAUGAGGGCGUUGGUUUAGAAGCUUCUGUUAAGCCAUCAACUGCAUCUACUAGCACUACUAGCAAGCCAAAGCCUGCCGCUACUAAACCACUAACUACGACUCAGCCACCGACAACAACGACGACGACGACAACUACUACUACACCGCGACCAACCACAACUACAACCACGCCUAAACCGACCACGACAACAACAACCACACGACCACCUACUACCACAACAACAACGACAACUAGAAAACCAUCUACAACCACAACAACAACAGCGAGACCACCAACAACGACAACUCCAAAACCACAAACAGCCAGCACCACCACAACAACUACUACACCAAAACCAACUACAGCUCCACCAAAAGCACCAACCGCUACACCAAAAGCAAAACCAAGCACCACAACACCACGUCCCGCUGCAGAGAAGAAACGUGUACCACCAAAGGAGCCAGCACCGAUUAAGGAGGAAAUCCCUAACGACACGAAACCACCAAAAUUCGACAAGCUUAAAGUUAUCACCAAAACAGGCGAACACAUCGAACUUUAAAGCAACUAACUAACAAAUUAACUGUAAACAUACUUAUAUAGCAACAUUACUUUCCUUUGUCAUCCGAGGUGUCGUUCGUUCGAAAACAUAACCUAAUAACAACAACAACAACAUAAACAUAUGCAGUCAUGUAAUAAGAGCAGGCAUGCAACAACGCUACAAAUAUCUCAUGUGGAAAUGUAAAAUAGCAAUAAUCUAGUAAAUACCUACGUUGUAUUAGAGAGUGAUUUGAUGAAAGUGUACAGUGCUUGAAACGCUGUUGCGGCAUGUUUUAUAUACUGUUACAACAAACAAACAAACGAAAUUAGUGCGUUAACGUAUACAUUCCAAUUUACAUUCCAACCUAUCUUUAAUAACCGUUAUGUGCUUUCUCGUAUUUAUUUAUAACAUUUUGUUCAUUUAAUGUUUACAUUUCGCGGAAUUGAGGUUAUAUUUUUAAUAAUAAUUUUUAUUUUUCGCUCGUAUUAAAUUCGUUUGGACGUUGUAGAAAAUGCCUAUAAUUGAAAAAAGAAAGAAGCAAGAAACCUUGGUUAGCUUAAAUUGUUAGCUAUAAGUAUGAAAGUAGUGCGGAUCUCUGUGAAAAUGUAUUAACGAAUUAUUGCACGAACAAACGAACGAGUUGUGUAAAUGUCCGCUAAGUUUGAUUAUAAUUAUUUUUUUACUCAUUUUCAUUGAGUAUACUAUUUUGGUAUUUGCACAAAGUUCAUAAAAAGCGAAUUUUUAGAAAAACGAAAAAUGUUUAUAAAAACUUUUUGGUCAUGGUAAAUCAUUUUUUUAGAGUAAAUAAUAUCUCAUGGUAGUAAUUUUAUGUAUUCCUUUCUUUACUUUUGACCGUCAUACAUAAUAAAAUAAAUGUCCCGUACUGAUUUUGAA
Molecule: messenger RNA, 2856 nt
Organism: Zeugodacus cucurbitae (melon fly)
Lineage: Eukaryota; Metazoa; Arthropoda; Insecta; Diptera; Tephritidae
Gene: Hmu
Product: adipocyte plasma membrane-associated protein Hemomucin
Exons: 4
Coding region: 175-1983 (602 amino acids)
Biological process (GO): biosynthetic process
Molecular function (GO): strictosidine synthase activity
Source: RefSeq, a predicted model, not a curated record